Chelmon rostratus (copperband butterflyfish) is the source of this 1116-nucleotide messenger RNA. RefSeq names its product parvalbumin 6 (gene pvalb6). Bases 91 to 420 code for a protein of 109 amino acids. Gene Ontology annotation, molecular function: calcium ion binding. The transcript has 5 exons. The record is from RefSeq and is a predicted model, not a curated record. Lineage: Eukaryota; Metazoa; Chordata; Actinopteri; Chaetodontiformes; Chaetodontidae. Gene Ontology annotation, cellular component: nucleus; cytoplasm.
AAACAGAGCGAGCCGAGCCUCUGAUCUGUCACUGGACGUCCCUCUUGCACCUAUCUGGCCCUUCUUCCACCUCAACACCCAUCAGCCAAGAUGGCAAUGAGCAGCAUCCUCAACGCUGAUGACAUCAAGAAAGCUCUAGAUGCAUUUGCAGUCGCUGACUCCUUUGACCAUAAGAAGUUCUUCGAGAUGGUGGGUCUGAAGGCCAAGUCCCCUGAUGACGUGAAGAAGGUCUUCACGGUGCUGGACGCCGACAACAGCGGCUUCAUAGAGGAGGAGGAGCUGAAAUACGUCCUGAAGGGCUUCGCCAAAGAUGGCAGAGACCUGACAGACAAAGAAACCAAAGCAUUUUUAACAGCAGCCGACAAGGACGGAGACGGGAAGAUUGGAGUCGAUGAGUUUGCAAGCCUGGUGAAAGAAUAAAUCGUCACCUAGUGUGACUGACUCGCGCUCCCAAGGUCACCUCCUAACUACCGCUAACUCCUGACACCCACUGCCCCGCCUACCCCUCACCGCCCCGCCCUGACUCCCAGCCCACCAGACUGCAGCCGAUUCCUGCUACACACUCUCCUCUUCCUCACCCCUCGCCCCCAGUGCUGUCCUCACUAAGUGCAAUGCUGCGCUGUAGGAAGUAAGCCGUGGCGUGCCGCCCCCUCACACACACCUCCUCAAAAGUCCCCACAGCUAUAUUCAUCCUAUUUAUUUUAUCCUUUUUAUACAAACUGUUCUUGUUUCUGUUUAUGUAUAGAGAUACAACAUGCCUGCAGGAAUAAACCUCACAUUUUAAAGCAUAAAGUAGAUAUUUACAGAUAUUUAAAGUAAAGAAAGACCCUCAGUUUCCCUCUGUACUCCUGACUUUUCCAUCUGUCUUAUCUCUCCAUUUUCUUUCUUUUCUUGUCACGGCCCCUCAUUCUUUCUUUUCCCCCUUGUUCUCUCUAUUUCUUCUUCUAUCUGUCGAUUUCACUUCUGGCACUUUUCCCUUCCUGCAUUAGCUCCCCUCUGCCCCUCCCACACCAUCACCACCAUCCAUCCAUCUAUCCAUCCCUUUCUCCUCUGGUAAUGAGCUGUUGUAAAACAUACCAAAAGAAGAAAGAGGUCAAGCUGUGAACGAAUCAAAUA